Pseudonaja textilis is the source of this 1220-nucleotide messenger RNA. Lineage: Eukaryota; Metazoa; Chordata; Lepidosauria; Squamata; Elapidae. The record is from RefSeq and is a predicted model, not a curated record.
AGCCCAAGCCCGGCCCGGUUGCCUCGGCCUGGCCUGGCCCCGGCGGUGGCUGCGGUGGAGAUGGACGGGGCCGGCUGGGCACCUCCGCAGCUGGAAGAUUUCUUGCUCACCGAGCGAUUGGGCAGCGGCACCUACGCCACCGUCUUCAAAGCCUACAGGAAGAAGAACGCCCGAGAAGUGGUAGCCAUCAAAUGCGUGAGUAAGAAAAAAUUGAACAAAGCCUCGGUCGAAAACCUGCUGACCGAAAUAGAGAUCCUGAAGAAUGUCCGGCACCCUCAUAUUGUGGAGUUAAAGGACUUCCAGUGGGACAAGGAAUACAUCUACUUAAUCAUGGAAUACUGUGCUGGAGGUGAUCUGUCCCGUUUUAUUCGUAGCCGGAGGAUUCUUCCGGAAAAGGUGGCUUGUAUAUUUCUACAACAACUGGCUUGUGCCUUGAAGUUCCUUCACGAGAAGAAUAUCUCCCAUCUGGACCUCAAACCCCAGAAUAUUCUACUGAGUUCCUUGGAAAAACCUCAUCUCAAGCUGGCAGAUUUUGGGUUUGCACAACACAUGUCCCCCAGGGACGAAAAGCAUGUGCUGAGAGGUUCUCCACUGUACAUGGCGCCAGAAAUGGUGUGCAGUCGGCAAUACGAUGCUCGGGUAGAUUUGUGGUCGGUGGGCGUGAUUCUCUAUGAGGCUCUCUUUGGCCGGCCUCCUUUCGCCUCCAAAUCGUUCACUGAGCUGGAGGAGAAGAUCCGGAGCAGCCAACCUGUUGAGCUUCCCAGCCGCCCCCGACUCUCCCCGGAAUGCCGGGAUCUCCUGCAGCGGCUUCUGCAAAGAGACCCCCAGCAGCGUAUCUCCUUCCAGGCGUUCUUCGCGCACCCCUUUGUGGACAUGGAGCACAUGCCCAGCUCGGAAAGUUUGGGGAAAGCCACCAAACUCGUCAUGGAGGCCAUCAAGAAGGACCAAGAAGGUGAUAUGGCCAGCGCCCUUUCACUUUACUCCAAAGCUCUGGAGUACUUUGUUCCUGCCUUACGCUAUGAAUGGGAUGCCCAGCGGAAGGAAGCUAUCCGAUCCAAGGUGAGCGAUUACAUUUCUCGUGCCGAGCAACUCAAGGCACUGGUGGCGUCCGACAACAAAACCCUUUUGCAAAAAGGCUGCCCUGGACGGGACAUUUUAAAAGGUAAAUUUCUAAAGGAGGGAAAAAUUUCUGGAUGAGGUAGCAUCAUCAAAACCUUUGC